AUGCAGAAAGUGUCUAUUAGGUGUUUUUCUGAAUGUAGGGCACUUCUUGAAAGGUCCCAACCACGUUUUGUUAACACUUUCAAGGAGACUAUCAAGUCUGCACAAGAGAAAUCAUAUAGUAUUGUUAGGCCAAUCGGGUUAUCAAAACCAGUCUUACUUAACCACAACUUAUCAGAUACCUAUUCCAUAUCCAACAUCUACCAAGAGCUUUUUGGUGCAAAGGCCAAAGAAAGACGACAAAAGCAAUUGGAUUAUGAUUUGAAGCAUUCCCCGAUUUAUGAGUUAAAAUCGUUUCAAAAUACCAAGGGUAAGAUAUUCACUCCGCCAAUUUCAUACUUUAAAGCUGAAAAAUCGUUGUAUUUCCCUGAUUUUAUUGCUAAAACCUUAGCUGGAAAACUGAGAAGUUUAUAUGAUGCAUUUGGUAAUAAAACCAGCAUUGUUAAGAUAUUCUCAACUGUUGCUGGUGAGCAAUGUACCAAGUCAUAUUUCAAUGUCGAUGGCAAAGACUUGUACUCUAAAGAUUAUAAUGCAUUUACACAAGACUAUCCAAACUCUCAGAUAAUUGAUGUGAAUAUGCCUCAGAGUUGGAUCAAAGGGUUUGCAUUGAAUUUGGGAGCAGGGAACUUGAAGAAAAGUUUAAAUUCCAACGUGGAAAGAUAUGAUAAUUAUUUUAUGUUGCCUAGUCAUAUCAUGUCGUCUGAGAUCAGAGAACUGUUACAUUGUGAUAAUCAAACUACCGGCUAUAUAUAUAUUAUCGAUUCUAUGGGAAGAAUUAGGUGGGCCACCAGUGGGUAUGCUACACCAACAGAUUUGGCUUUGAUGUGGAAAGUAGUAAAAGGUUUAGAGAAAGAAAUAGCCUCGUAG
This is a messenger RNA of Candida tropicalis MYA-3404, 864 nucleotides long. RefSeq lists its product as uncharacterized. Lineage: Eukaryota; Fungi; Ascomycota; Pichiomycetes; Serinales; Debaryomycetaceae. Bases 1 to 864 code for a protein of 287 amino acids. Gene Ontology annotation, biological process: mitochondrial proton-transporting ATP synthase complex assembly. The transcript has a single exon. Gene Ontology annotation, cellular component: mitochondrial inner membrane. The record is from RefSeq and is a predicted model, not a curated record.